Molecule: messenger RNA, 3705 nt
Organism: Marmota monax (woodchuck)
Lineage: Eukaryota; Metazoa; Chordata; Mammalia; Rodentia; Sciuridae
Gene: Adgrl4
Product: adhesion G protein-coupled receptor L4
Exons: 16
Coding region: 125-2347 (740 amino acids)
Biological process (GO): adenylate cyclase-activating G protein-coupled receptor signaling pathway; cell surface receptor signaling pathway
Cellular component (GO): membrane
Molecular function (GO): calcium ion binding; G protein-coupled receptor activity
Source: RefSeq, a predicted model, not a curated record
AGCCCGUGCGUCACGGGGGACGGAGCCCAGCCGGACCCUGCCGCGCCCGCCCCGCCAUCCAGGGUACAGGGUCCCGCACAGCCAGCCGCGCUCACUGCCAGCCCCACCGCCGCGGCCGCCGCCAAUGAAGCUUCUCCCGCUCCUAGUGGGUUUUUCCACUUUGUUGAAUUGUGCCCAUACUCAAAAUUGCACCAAGACACCCUGUCUCUCAAAUGCAAAAUGUGAAAUCCGCAAUGGAGUUGAAGCCUGCUACUGCAACCUGGGAUUUACAGGAAAUGGUGUCACAAUUUGUAAAGAUGAUAAUGAGUGUGGAAAUUUAACCCAGCCCUGUGGUGAAAAUGCUAACUGCACUAACACAGAGGGAAGCUAUUACUGUAUGUGUGCCCCUGGAUUUAGAUCCAGCAAUAACCAAGACAGGUUUAUCACCAAUGAUGGAACCAUCUGCAUAGAUAUAGAUGAGUGCAGUGAAUCAGUUGUGUGUGGUGCUCACGCGGUGUGUGAAAAUGUGAAUGGUGGGUACAACUGCUUCUGUGAGGAAGGUUAUCAGACAUCCACAGGAAAGGCACAGUUCAUGCCUAAUGAUGGCUCUUACUGCCAAGAAAAUGUGAAUGCAAACUGCCAUUUAGAUAAUGCCUGCAUUGCCAAAAAUAUUAAUAAAACUUUAAAAAAAAUGGGACUAAUAAAAGAACCUAUGGCUUUGUUACAAGAAGUCUAUAGAAAUUCUGUGACUGAGCUUUCACCGACGGAUGUAAUUACAUAUAUAGAAAUAUUAGCUGAAUCAUCCCCCCUACUAGGUUACAUGAAUAACACUAUCUCAGCCAAGGACACCUUUUCUAAUGCAACUCUAACUGAAUUUGUAAAAACCAUGAAUAAUUUUGUUCAAAAGGAUACAUUAAUAAUCUGGGACAAACUGUCGACGAAUCACAGGAGAGCUUAUCUUACAAAACUGAUGCAUACUGCUGAACAAGUUACAUUAAGGAUUUCUCAGAAUUUCCAAAAGAGCACUCAAUUUGAUACAAAUUCAACUGAUGUAGCUUUCAAAGUUUUCUGUUUUGAUUCAUAUCACAUGAAACAUAUUCAUCCCCAUAUGAAUGUGGACGGAGAUUAUAUAAAGAUCUUUCCAAAGAGAAAAGCUGCAUACAAUUCAGAUGGCAAUGUUGCAGUCGCAUUUUUAUAUUAUAAAAGUAUUGGCCCCUUGCUUUCAUCAUCUGACAACUUCUUAUUGGAACCUCAAUCUUCUGAUAAUUCUGAAGAGGAGGAAAGAGUCAUCUCUUCAGUCAUUUCUGUCUCAGUUAACUCAAAUCCACCCACAUUGUAUGAACUGGAAAAAAUAACAUUUACAUUAAGUCACAUAAAGAUCACAGAUAAGUAUAGGACUCAGUGUGCAUUUUGGAACUAUUCACCUGAUACCAUGAAUGGCAGCUGGUCUUUGGAGGGCUGUGAGCUGAUUUACUCAAAUGAGACCCACACCUCCUGUCGUUGUAACCACCUGACCCAUUUUGCAAUUUUGAUGUCUUCUAGUUCUUCAAUUGGCAUUAAAGAUUAUAAUAUUCUUACAAGGAUCACUCAGCUAGGAAUAAUUAUUUCACUGAUUUGUCUUGCCAUAUGCAUUUUUACCUUCUGGUUCUUCAGUGAAAUUCAAAGCACCAGGACAACAAUUCACAAAAAUCUCUGCUGUAGCCUCUUCCUUGCAGAACUUGUUUUUCUUGUUGGAAUCAAUACAAAUACUAAUAAGCUCUUCUGUUCAAUCAUUGCUGGGCUGCUUCAUUACUUCUUCUUAGCUGCCUUUGCAUGGAUGUGUAUUGAAGGCAUACACCUCUAUCUCAUUGUUGUGGGAGUUAUCUACAACAAGGGAUUUUUGCACAAGAAUUUUUAUAUCUUUGGCUAUCUCAGCCCAGCUGUAGUGGUUGGAUUUUCGGCAGCAUUAGGAUAUAGAUAUUAUGGCACCACCAAAGUAUGUUGGCUUAGCACAGAAAACAACUUUAUUUGGAGUUUCAUAGGACCAGCAUGUCUAAUCAUUCUUGUUAACCUCUUGGCUUUUGGAGUUAUCAUAUACAAAGUCUUUCGUCACACUGCUGGGUUAAAACCAGAAGUUAGUUGCUAUGAGAACAUAAGGUCCUGUGCAAGAGGCGCCCUUGCUCUGCUGUUCCUUCUUGGCACUACCUGGAUCUUUGGGGUUCUCCAUGUAGUGCAUGCAUCUGUGGUCACAGCUUACCUCUUCACAGUCAGCAAUGCCUUCCAGGGCAUGUUCAUUUUCUUAUUCCUGUGUGUUUUAUCUAGAAAGAUUCAAGAAGAGUAUUAUAGAUUGUUCAAAAAUGUCCCUUGUUGUUUUGGAUGUUUAAGGUAAACAUGGAGAAUUAUGGAUGAUAAUAGCUGAAGGAAACCAAAAAUCCAAGCUAUGGAUGACCAAUGCAUAAAAAUGACUCAGUCCUAUUCGCCAGUGAUUAAUCAUUAGAUGAUCACAAUUUUUAAAUCAGUUUUUCUGUUUACAGUCUAAGAAAUAUAGAUAAUAGGAGAUAAAAUAACAUACCAUGUAGUUAUAGUAUGUUUUCCUACAUGCCUUAGUUAGUUAUGUCAAAAAUAGUAUUGCAGAUAUUUGGAAAGUAAUUGGUUUCUCAGGAGUGAUAUCACUGUGCCCAAGGAAAUAUUUUCUUUCUAACACAAGAAAUAUAUGAAUGUCCUGAAGGAAACCACUAGCUUGAUAUUUUUGUGACUCAUGUUGCCUUUGAAACUAGUCCCCUACCACCUUGGUAAUAAGCUCCGUUACAGAAAAAGGAACAUAAGAGAAUGAAGGGGCAGAAUAUGAAUCAGCAAAAAGGAAAUGGCUGUUGUAACAGUGAAAUGUACUUUGAAUAAACAUGCUUUUCUGUAAACUAGAUGAGAGACUUUUGAGGUAAAAUAAAUAAUUGAAUAAAAAUCUCUUACCAUUUUGUGAAUUGCUCUGAACUUAAAAUUUCUACGAAAACAACUUAGACCUCUAUUUGCUAUAUCCAUUUUCUUUUAUAAUAUUCUAAGAAAUAACUCCACAAGUGAAAAAAAUCUAUUUUUAAGUUAACAUUAGAUUGAGGUAUAUGGUAUUUCUAUACUUAUUUCAUAGAUUGUAACUUCAGAUGCAUAAUCAGUAAAAUAUAAAAGUGUCAAAACAUAAUGUUGUUAUGCCUGGAAGUGUAAAAAUGGUAUGUAUAAAGCUGAAGGAUUUUGUUCUAUAACUUUUUAGUGUAGUGAAAUUAUCCUAUCAUGGUAGACUAGUACAUUUGAAUGCUUUAUUAUUUUUAAUUUUAGAAAUACUAUCAUUCACAUUGCAAUAGUCCCUUUUAAUUUAAAGGGCAUUGUAAAUAUGAAAGUAUUCAUAAAGUGAAUUGCUAUUUUUUUCUGUUCAGAAAAGUACACAUUUAAAAAUGUUAUUUAUAACAAAGAAAUCACUGAGAACUGUAGAAGUUUUCACAGUGGAUCUAUUUUCUAACAGUUUUCUAUUAUCUAUUAAAGCAAAUCUGCUUCAAUGUAUGGCUUCUAUCUAUUCUCAAAUCUUCUUAUUAAAAUGUAGAAGCAGUGAGUUUAUUUCAAAAGGUUGUAAUUGUUCUGUACCUACCAGCCUGUAAAAGUGUAUCAAUAUACUGAAUAUUGUGAUUUUAUAUCAUUUCCUUUAGCUAUUAAAAUGAAGUUUGUCAAAUUUUGCUCUAACAAAUAAAAUGUUACCUAAAUGAA